Molecule: messenger RNA, 2309 nt
Organism: Rhinopithecus roxellana (golden snub-nosed monkey)
Lineage: Eukaryota; Metazoa; Chordata; Mammalia; Primates; Cercopithecidae
Gene: ZNF586
Product: zinc finger protein 586
Exons: 3
Coding region: 197-1405 (402 amino acids)
Biological process (GO): regulation of DNA-templated transcription
Source: RefSeq, a predicted model, not a curated record
GUGUCCUAGCCGUGCCAGCCAUUUUGGCCUGUGAGGCCCAUACGGAGAUUCUGGGUCUGGACCAGCUCGGGAGGAGUGGUUGUGGUCAUAGCACACAGGCGGAUCUGAGGCUCGGCGACGCCACUGGUCGCAACCCGGGACAGGACAACCACAGGAACACCGCCGAGCCCGCGUCCUCCCGCCCGCCAACAGAGUCAUGGCUGCAGCGGCCGCUCUGAGAGACCCCGCUCAGAGCAGUGUGACCUUUGAAGACGUGGCUGUAAACUUUUCCCUGGAGGAAUGGAGUCUUCUUAAUGAGGCUCAGAGAUGCCUGUACCGUGACGUGAUGCUGGAGACCUUGACACUUAUAUCCUCCCUGGGUUGUUGGCAUGGAGGGGAAGAUGAGGCAGCACCUUCUAAGCAGAGCACUUGUUUACAUAUAAACAAAGACCAGGGAGGUCAUAGUGGAGAAAGGCCUUAUGAGUGUGGGAAAUAUAGGAAAUUAUUUAAGAACAAGUCCUGCCUCACUGAACCCAGAAGAGAUCACAAACACAGGAAUGUUCGCACUGGAGAAAGACCUUACGAGUGCAGCAAAUAUGGGAAUUUAUUUCACCAAAACCCUACAGUCCAUAUUUGUGAGAGAUUUCAUACUGGGCAAAAGACCUACGAAUGCAGUGAGUGUGGAAAAUCAUUUCACCAAAGCUCUUCACUCUUGCAGCAUCAGACACUUCAUGCUAGAGAAAGGCCUUAUGAGUGUAUUGAAUGUGGGAAAGCCUUUGCUGAAAAGUCCAGUUUCAUUAACCACAGGAAAGUUCACUCUGGAGCAAAGCGUUAUGAAUGCAAUGAAUGUGGAAAGUCCUUUGCUUAUACAUCUAGUCUCAUUAAACACAGGAGGAUUCACACUGGAGAGAGGCCUUAUGAGUGCAGUGAAUGUGGGAGAUCCUUUGCUGAAAACUCCAGUCUUACUAAACACUUGAGAGUUCACACAGGAGAAAGGCCUUAUGAAUGUGGUGAGUGUGGAAAGUCAUUUCGCCGAAGCUCUUCACUCUUGCAGCAUCAGAGAGUUCACACUAGAGAAAGGCCUUACGAAUGUAGUGAAUGUGGAAAAUCCUUUAGCUUAAGGUCCAACCUCAUUCACCAUCAGCGAGUUCAUACUGGAGAAAGGCAUGAAUGUGGGCAGUGUGGGAAAUCCUUUAGCCGAAGAUCUAGCCUUAUUAUACAUCUGAGAGUUCACACUGGAGAAAGGCCUUAUGAGUGCAUUGAAUGUAAGAAAUCCUUUGCUGAAAACUCCAGCCUUAUUAAACACUUGAGAGUUCACACUGGAGAAAGGCCAUAUGAAUGCAUUGAUUGUGGAAAAUCAUUUCGCCACAGUUCUUCGUUCCAUCGCCAUCAGAGAGUUCAUACUGGAAUGAGGCCUUAUAAGUGAAGCAAAUUUUGGAAAUUUUCUUGCCCAGGCUUUUUGCUCCUUCAAGGCGAGAUAGUUCACACCGAAUCAAGGUGUUAUGAGUGUGGCAAAUGGGGAAUAUUCUUUAGCUGUAAUGCUAGCUUCUUUACAUAAAAGAGUGCUACCACUGAAGAAGGGCCUUUUGAGUGCAAUGAAUUUGAGAAAGCCUUCGCCCUCUCUCAUUGGUUACCGGAAUAUUUACAUGAGGAAAAUACCACAGAUGGGGAGGCAAUAUUAUUUCUUCUUCAGUUUAACACUGGAGGAGACCCCUUAUGAGGAUGCCAUCUGCCUAAAUUGAAUGUGCCAUAGAUCAAAUAGCUGCAUACAUUCCAGGUAUAUCGGAACCACGUAGUAUUUUUCAACCUGCCCAGGUCUCUUGCUAGACUUCUGUGACUGACAGUUCACUUCUAAAAAGCAUUUCACCUUUACCACUUGGCAGGUGCCCACAGUACAUCAUUCGCCUAACUCAUCAUGAUCCAGAAGUAACUUUGAUUUUGUUUCAUUCAACAGAGGGAUUUUUAGUAUCCUCAGUACUCAUUCUAUCCUCAUUUCUUUCUCUCCAAUGAGUUAGGCCAUGAAACUGACUCAUUUUUGGCACAGAGGACUCUUCUGAUAACUUGAAAAGAUAGACUGCCUUUUUCAGGGAUCUUUUGGAUCUCACGGAAUUCUUAAGAUGGAAUUUUCCAGCCUGCCAGUCAUGAAUCUCAGACAGCCUGCCACCUAUUGCCCUGAUUUGUGUUAUAAUAAAGGCCCUGUUGCUUAAGACACCUUCAGUCUUUGCAAGAGGGCAUGGAAGCUCCAAGCGCUUUUCUCAUAGUUUACCCUAUGCAUCUCUAUCUGCACCUUUUGUACUAUUUAUAAUUAACCAGUAAAUUAUUUUCCCUGA